This is a messenger RNA of Thrips palmi, 4841 nucleotides long. RefSeq lists its product as uncharacterized. Gene Ontology annotation, molecular function: actin binding. The record is from RefSeq and is a predicted model, not a curated record. The transcript has 10 exons. Gene Ontology annotation, biological process: positive regulation of actin filament bundle assembly. The coding region runs from base 135 to 4841 and encodes 1568 amino acids. Gene Ontology annotation, cellular component: nucleus; Z disc; actin cytoskeleton. NCBI's taxonomy places the organism in Eukaryota, Metazoa, Arthropoda, Insecta, Thysanoptera, Thripidae.
CGACGACGACGCGGCGUGUCCCUCGGCGGCGUCGCGACGCCUCGUAGCGAGCGCCGCGCACGACUCGACCACGAAGACGACCACGACGACGACCACCACGACCUCGGCGGCGAGGCCCCCGAACGCGGUGGAGGAUGACGGCCAGAGAGGUGCAGCUCCAGGGCGGCCCCCCCUGGGGCUUCCGAAUGCAUGGCGGCACGGACCAGGGGCAGCCCCUGCGCAUCUCCAGGGUGAACCCAGGCAGCCGCGCCGCCUCGCAGGGGGUGCGCGAGGGUGACGUCAUCACGGCCAUCGACGGCCAACCCACGGCCGCCAUGACCAACUCGGACGCCCACCAGCUGCUGCGGUGCGGCGGGCCCACCCUCAGGCUGGGCCUCAACGAUUCCAGUGGCGGACCCAUCAAACGACGCGGCAGUCUGAGACGGAGCAGCGAAACCAACAACAACAGUAGCAAGGCCGCCAACAAGCACGGCGAGAAGGAGUCCACAGGGCCAGGGCGGCGGCGUGGGGGCCGCGGGGGCGGUGUGUCCAAGUCCCGGUCGGACCCCGAGCUGGCGAGGGAGGGCAGCAGGGUCUCCAUCAGCUCCUCCAGGGCGCGCAGGCUGCGCAAGUACAGGUGCAAGAUGCGGCGCGCGCAAGAGCUGCAGCGACUGCAGGGCCAGGCGGGCCAGCCGGGCCUGCUCGAGGAGGCCGAGGAGGCCGAGGCCGAAGAGACUCGCAGCGCGAGCGCCAGCCGCCGCGGCAGCGCGGAGAGUAUCGACGGCGGGGGUACGGAGGACGGGAGUAUCGGCGGCGGGGGUGGCGCUACCCCCGUGCGCGGGGGCAGCCUGCCGCUCGAGGUGCCGCGCCGCGUCAUCGAGAACCCCCUGUUCGACGACGAGGUCGCGGACGAGGUCGCGGGCAGCGGGCAGCGGCUCGGGCUGCGGUGGCGCAGGUCCACGUCCAGCCUGUCGAGCCGCAACAGCCCGGACCUGGACGACGUGGAGGGGCUGGAGAGCUUCGUCAUCAUCGUGACGGAGGAGACGGCCGCCAACGGCGAAGACGGCGACGUCACCAUCAAGGAGAUCGAGGAGAUCGUCGUGGACGUGGGCUCCAUGACGCCCAAAACGCCCGACUGGGACGGCCGCCGGCACCCGCUGGACGUGGCGGCCAGGGCCGAGGUCAGGGCCCAGGUCGGCGACGAGCGGAGGCAGGACGACGAGGACCAAGGGCAAGGCCCACCAACGGCUGUGAUAGCACCCCCAGGGGACACCCGGGACACCCGCACACAUUCCAAUCCCGAGGUGGCCGAUGACGCCGCCGGAACUGACCCCGCCGAGACUGACCCCGCCGAGACUGACGCUGCCCAGACUGAGCCUGCCGCGACUGACGCCAAGAAAGGCAGGCGGCCGCUGAGGCGGUACCCCAGCAUCGUGGAGGCCUACCUCGACCACAAGAUCAAGCAGUACGAGAUCGCGAUCCAGCGCCUCGACUCGCCGGUGCCGCCCGACGAGGACCACGACGACCACGACGACCAGGAGGACCGCGAGGACCGGGCCGACAGCCCGCUGCUGCUGGAGAGCUCCGCCAGCGUGGAGGAGCUGCCGGACGACAGCUGGGAGUUCGCCGGCGAGCUGCAGCCCCUGGAGGCGGCCACCUACUUCGUGAGGGAGUUCGACGUCGACGAAGCGUUUUGCCCUUUUGAGUUCCCGACGGCAACGUCCGUGCCCCAGCACGAGGCCGUGGAGGUGACCGUCGGGAAUGGCACGACCUCCACGGCCCACAGCUCAGAGUCCCCUCGCGCCGCGAAGCCGCCCCCGCCGUACAGCCUGGAGGUGAUCGAAGAGGAGCCCCCGGAGCAUGCCGUCGGCCAGGAGCUGCCGCCGCCCGCGGCCAGGGCGACGGCCAGGACGACGAACAGCCGCCUGACGCGGCCGCUGCGGAUACCGCUGAGUGCGGCACGCCGCCGGGCGAACGCGUACGCCGCCGAGCAGGGCCGCGCCCAGCCCACCAAGAAGACCGUCGUCAAGAUCUCAGAGGUCACCAAGCACGAGGUGGACCUGCCUGAAAUCACGGCCUCGGCCGUCACCUUCCCGUCGGACACGCCUGCCGAGGUCGGCGUCGUGAGCCUGCGACCGCUGUCGGGCGUGUUCGACGGCGCCGAGGUCGUGUUCCUGGACGACGCCAGCAGCACGAGCAGCGUGGGCAGCAAGACGCCCACCGUGGUGGACGAGGCGGAGGACGACGAGGACACGCUGGACGAGGCCGGCGGCGAGGACAGCGGUGAAUGGUACGACGCCAGCCUCAAGUCCUCGACGCCGGUGUCCAUGGAGGCCUCCAUGCCCGACAUCGUGCAGGACGCCAACACGUCCCCGCUGGCCAAGUGGCUGCAGUGCAGCGCCGACUACCACGCCACGCUGCAGAGGCAGGACGACGCCGACCUCAAGAAGGACCCCGUCGACGCCGAGGCAGUGCAAGGCGCUGAUCUGGAACAAAACACGGCGGUAGAAGACCUCGACGUCGAGGCCAAAGAUAACGGUGUAGUGGAGGGGAGGGACUCGGACUUCUCGACGGCGGUUGGUCUGCAGAACGAGUCCCCGCGAUGCAGCACCUCGCCGACGGCGCCAAGGGCCCCCGUGGAGGCCCCCAUCAGCCUAAGGACGCUGCUCGACAGCGACGCGGAGCGCCCCGACUCGAGUCCCGAGACGCCCGAGCGCUUCCAAACACCGCCACCUCCACUGGAAAAUCCCCGUGCCGAACGUAACGAAGUUGUGCGUCGGGAGACUAGUUGUUCCGCACCGUCCGACAAAGACAGAGCGAUGCCUCCGUCUCCGUCAUUAGUCACCGUUUGUUCUCCGGAGUUGCCAACUUCUGUCCCCGUCGCCGAACUGGGAUCCGCUCACCGCGUCGCCGCGGACGUCGCCAUGGACGCGCCCCUCGGGCCGGGCGGCAACCCUAACACAUUCCAAGCCGAAGACUCGCGGGCAGAAGCGAGGCGGCCGGCGGUGGCGGAAACCACCGGCCGGCAGGAGGGGCGGCCGAGGUUCAGACCGGACCGCGAGGUGGAGCUGGAGAUGGGCGAACUCAUCGCCUCGCUGCAGGCCUUCAGCGCCAGGGUCGAGCCCUCGCUCAAGGUGAACGUGCCGCGGCACCACGCCACCGCCCCGCAGGACCAGGAGCAGGGCCAGGAGCAGGGCAGGCCCUGGCUGCGGAAGAACCCCGUGGCCAAGAUGAUCGAGGACUACUUCAAGAAGAAGCCGAAGCCCCCCGAGACCGAGAAGAGCAAGGGCAGCACGGUGUGGAGCCUGCUGCACCGGCCCUGGGACAAGCCGGCCGUCAGGGACAAGCCUUUGAUCAAGGAGAAACCUGCGGUCAAGGAGAAACCUGCGGUCGAAGAAAAACUUGUGAUGAAGGACAAGCCCGUCCGGGACAAGGUCCAGCCCGGCCUGCAGACCACCACGGUGUACGCCGCCAUGUCCGGCGACGGCGGCGCUGCCCUGCGCCAGGCGUCGCAGAGCACGAAGCUCUACUCGGAGAUCGGCCCUUACGUCCGGGACCCGACAUCGCCGCCGAGCAGCUGGGCUUCGCGGUGCGAGAGAACGCCGACGACGACGCCGGUGCCGCCGCGAUCCUGGACGUGCUCGCCACUGUCCAGGGGCUGGUCGACGUCCCCGGGCCGCAGCGUGUCGCGGUCGCCGUCGCGGGCCCUGUCGCCGUCCUCGCAGGGCACCACGGCGUUGUACCUGUCCGACGUGGAGGACAGCGCGGCCUCCACGCUGCGCGCCGAGGACCGCUGGCGCCCCAAGACCAGGCUGCCGGACAUCUUCGAGUCGCAGGCGUUGUUCCAGCCGCGGCGCCCCUCGUCGUGGCGCAGCAACGCGUCCACGGCGUCGUCCUACUCCACGGGGCUCUCGGCCGGCGGGUCGCGCGUGCUGUUGUGCCUCUCGCCGUCGCAGCGCCGCUGCUUCAACGGGCGCGCGCCCACGCCCGAGGAGUGCGCCGGGCUGCUGGACAUGCACCACAAGUUCUCUGAGCGGCGCGCCUACCACGAGACGCCGCCGCCGCCACCCAGGACGCACUCGUCCAAGUUCCACCGGCAGCGCGCCGACAUCGACACUGCCCUCUGGAUCCACGAGCAGCCCCUGGGCCAGCACGCCCCGGCCCCGACGGCGUCGUGCACACCCAUGCCGACGUACGUCCUGGACGCGGGCGGCAAGCACCGGUAUGAGUUCGACUCGGACUGCCUGACGCGCUGCGUGUCGGAGGCGCGCUCCUUCUCGUCCAUCCUCAAGGACAAGCUGUUCUGGAACCCGUACUGGCAGUCGCUGGCCAGGCCCAAGUCCCCCGACGCCAAGCCCGCGUCGGGCCGGGCGUCGUCCGUGCCGCCCGCGCCGCCGCCCGACGAGCGGCGCGUCAACAUGUACGACGAGUACAUGGCGCAGGUCGCGGAGCGCAACCGCCGCCGCCAGCAGAAGGUCAUCAAGAUCUCGGACCCGGAGACGGUGACGGCAGCGCGCGCGCGCCGUGCGCACGUGGACUUUGGGGCGGAGCGCGCGCAGCAGCAGCAGGACCUCGGCGUGCAGGGGCAGCCGGGGCCUCGGCCGGGGCGCGCGGACGCUGCGCAGCUCAGGUGCGUGGUGCAGCAGGGCGACGUGCUCGCGCAGCUGCAGCGCCGCGCCGCCGAGAAGAACUGCGUGGUGAUCAAGGACGCCGGCGACCGGCAGCACGCCACGGUGGCCGAGGUGCAGCAGCUGCCCAAGCACCUGCAGGAGUUCCUGGCCUUCACCAAGGACGCCGACGGGGACGGGCAGAGCGGGCACGGGGGUGAGGGCGAGUCGGUGCUAACGCCCGGAUACGACUAG